AUGCUGCCAUUUGAGAACACGAAUUGUGUCAACAGGAUGAGCGGCAGUCUGGACCCGACGGUGCAGUAUGAGCUGCUGGAACGUAUCGGCGGAGGUGCCUUCGGGGAUGUUUACAAAGGGGUAAAUACCCACACGGACGAGGUGGUCGCUAUCAAGAUCAUCGAUCUCGAGUCAGCGGCCGAUGAGAUCGAGGACGUGCAGCAGGAAAUCCAUGUGCUGUCACAGUGCUCCUGUGACCAGCUCACAAUGUACUCGGGAUCAUUUAUUGCGGGAACGAAGCUUUGGAUCAUCAUGGAGUUUCUGUCGGGUGGAUCAGUGUCGGAUGUUAUGCGCAAUGGUCCGUUGGACGAGGCUUUUAUCGCCAUUAUUCUGCGUGAACUAUUGAAGGGACUGGAAUAUCUACACUCGGAGAAGAAGAUCCACCGCGACGUCAAAGCUGCAAACGUACUACUUAGCGGAGAUGGUCACGUGAAGCUGGCGGAUUUUGGAGUCACUGGACAAAUUACAGAGACGAUGACGAAGCGUAACACGGCAGUGGGGACCCCGUUUUGGAUGGCGCCUGAAGUCAUUCAAGAGUCGGAAUAUGAUUUUAAGGCGGACAUUUGGUCCUUGGGUAUCACCGCGAUCGAGAUGGCCAAGGGUGCACCUCCGCUUGCCGACAUCCAUCCGAUGAAAGUGCUGUUCAUGAUCCCGACGAUGGACCCGCCCGUGUUAGAAGGCAGUUUUUCGCCUCGAUUCGUUGAUUUCGUAUCGUGCUGCCUGCAGAAAGCCCCACAAGAUAGACCGACGGCAACUGAAUUAUUGCAACACCCAUUCAUCCGCUCAGCCAAGCACAUAUCUCAUCUAACGGAGCUCUUAGAUCGGAACCAAUUAGAAGACCAGCAGCAAGAUGGCCAGGAGGAUGGAAAUUCUCAGAGUAAAGAUAGCUGCUACAACAAUGGUCGUGUGGAGAACGGAUUCGGACACAACAGCUACAAACCACCUCUGAGUGGCGGACUUGAUGACACUCUGCCAUCCUACGGUCAAAGGGAUAGCGGCAAGCGUCAUGCUCGAGACGCGUCAGUGGGCAGUGGAUGGGAUUUUAACACCAUUCGUCUGUCAUCUACCAGUCUUCAGCAGGAGUUGAAGGCUCAAGCAGAAGCUGCAGUGGCAGCUGCUGCUCCAAUUAGUAGAAACGACGACCAUGACGUUCCUGGUGAAUCAAUUGGAGAAGGUGAUGACUCUGUUGACGCAUAUUCGACCUCCAAUACCAACACUACAGCGACGGCAGGCAUCGAUUCGACAUUGCCACUGCAUGAAGUUGAGAACGAGGAUCAGGAUGACGACGAAGACGAAGCGUUCAACAGCAUUGUGAAACCUGCGAUCAGUGACGUCUUGGAGCGUGUGCUCAAUCCGCCGACUAUUGGGUUCAUGUCGCCGACACAUCGUGACGCUGCAGAAGCUGCCACCGAGGUGCAAGAAGAUCUCCUCUUUGAGUUGCUGCACGUGUUUGACAACGUAAGUCAACAGAAGGGCCUACUCCGGCAAGUGCUGCGGAGUCUAGCAGACUACACAAACGCAGUGAUGCCUCCUGCCAACGCGAACGUAACAGGGAACUCAAGUUGA
This is a messenger RNA of Phytophthora nicotianae INRA-310, 1605 nucleotides long. RefSeq names its product STE/STE20/YSK protein kinase. Gene Ontology annotation, biological process: protein phosphorylation. Gene Ontology annotation, molecular function: protein kinase activity; ATP binding. The record is from RefSeq and is a predicted model, not a curated record. The transcript has 4 exons. The coding region runs from base 1 to 1605 and encodes 534 amino acids. NCBI's taxonomy places the organism in Eukaryota, Oomycota, Peronosporomycetes, Peronosporales, Peronosporaceae.